AUGUUUGGGAUCUGCGGGAAAUGUGUUUCCGUGGAGAGCGAAGCAGAAUUCAGAAGGCUCCUGUGCAUCACAACGCUGAUGGGGGACUUCUAUAAGAGGCAGCUGACUGCACAGCGGUGGCUCUCUUCGAACGGCGUCGCAGAGGCCGACGCUGCCACCUGGGUUGGAGCCACCUUCGCCACUUUCGCGGCGGACAGCAGCGCAGCAGAGGCUGACACUUUUUCGAAGCUCGUGGAAGAGCAGACCCCUGGUGGACUCAACGAGAUGGUUUGGAAAGCCCAAGAAGCUGAUGAAUCCUACCAGUCCCUGGCGUAUUCCUUGGAUGCGGUCUUCCACCGGCUGGUGGCCGGCGCGGAGGAUCUCUCCCUGGCACCCGCGGCCAAGCGGUUGAAACGCUAA
Molecule: messenger RNA, 399 nt
Organism: Symbiodinium necroappetens
Lineage: Eukaryota; Dinophyceae; Suessiales; Symbiodiniaceae
Source: the annotation of a GenBank genome assembly